Molecule: messenger RNA, 1503 nt
Organism: Cryphonectria parasitica EP155
Lineage: Eukaryota; Fungi; Ascomycota; Sordariomycetes; Diaporthales; Cryphonectriaceae
Exons: 10
Coding region: 1-1503 (500 amino acids)
Source: RefSeq, a predicted model, not a curated record
AUGUCCCGCCUUCUGGAAGCGGCGCUGCUUUCUGGCCCUUCCUUUUUCGACGGAGUCGAGAUGGGUGACGGCGAGCAGCUGAUCAGGACAGGGCGACAUCUCCACAACGAAGAGAAUCAGUCGUUCAAGGUCCAGCCAACAAUCUCCAGCAGCACAGCUGACGUCUUUUCAAGCUCAUGGGGCCUUGUAGGCGACAGAGGAAACUUCCAGCGGUCUGCACUAGCGAUUCCGAUGUCUACAUACCGGAAGACUGCUAUAGCCAUCAUCAUCGUCGCCGUCGCUGCCACCGCCUCCUCCUCAUCAGACUGCAGGCACAAGGAUUCGACUGACCAAGAGGCGAAUACCUCCACCCACUCCUUCACAGACGUAGCCUACACAUCAGCACAAGCGCAAGACCAGGAAGGUGACCUCGCCAACCUUUGCAGUCCCGAAGGUCCCUUCGUGGCCCACUACAUGGCAUGCGUGCAGUGCGAUAGCGACAACGCGGAAGAUUACGCCGCGUACUUUUCACCGUUUAUAUCGUCUUGCUCGAGCGCGUCGAGCCCCAUCCCAGCGUCCGUGACGUCGUAUAUCGAUCUCGAUCUCUACGCCAUCGAGACCUUCUACAUCGAGGGCGAGGGCAUCACUUCGGAAUAUGUGGUUUAUAGCACCUCGACGGUUGGGACGGUCGCAUGGAACUCUGUCCUCUACGAGGUUUCCGCCAACGGCCUGAUCGAGUCGUACCUCCCCACCAGCGUCAUGGCGCAGCUCAUCAAGUCUGUAUCAUCGGCGGCGAGCGCCGCCAAGGUCACGGGGAAUCCCACCGAGCUGCUGUACUCGGCACUGGAGGCGGCGUCGAAGCCGGCGUGGUUCACGAGCGCCAUCCCGGCCUCGUACACGAAGCAGAUCGCCACGCUCGAGCAGCAAAUUGAGUCGGUCUGGAAGACGGCCAUGGCAGUCACCAUAACAACGUCUGCAACGUCUUGGUCAACGUCCUGGGUUAGUGAGACGUUGAGUGCCAGUGCUGUGGCUGCGCCUACGACUGCCGCAGCAGCAGCGAAGAAGUCGGCCAGCAGCAAAGCGUGGGUAGCAGGGCCUGUCAUCGGCUGCGUCGCAGGCAUCACCCUGAUCAUGCUCGGCAUGCUUCUGUUCUGCCGCCGCCGGAAAAGAAGAGCAGCAGCAGCAGCAGCAGCAGCAGCAGGGGAAGAAGCAGCAUCGAAACCAGACAAACCUGAGCUGCCCGCCGACCCCGCUGCCAUCUACGAGGCUCCGGACGGCGCCGUCGUGCAUGAGCUCGAUAGCACACAGAUAUCUACGCCUAGGGUUGAUGACAGCGAGGCGUGGAGGCAACAACGAUCGCCUAUUGAGCUGGAUGGGGAGGCGACUGGCUUUCUCCGGGACAACAGGAGCAGCAACACCGAGAAUGUUGGGCUCAACUGCUUUGAGGAGGAGGAGACAUGUCCAUAUUUCUUAUCACAUAGCAGUGGCUGUCAGGUUGAGAUCAUUGUGGUAACAGGCGGGUGA